AUGAUGACUCAUGGAGACCAUCAUUCUGUUAAAUCAGUAAAUCAUCAAGCAAAAAUGUUAACCUUUUGUCUGACUUUCGAGAAUGUUUGCUUCAUUCUUUUUGGUCUUCCUACCAGAACAUUUGAGUUUUUAUUCAAGUACAUGUGUCCACUACUUUCCUUUCUAUCCAAUCUGUUUCUAUCUGUAUCUUUCGCUCUCUUACAAAUCCAUUCUAUUUCUCUGUUUUCAUGGUAUCUAAAUCUGUUUCAUUGUAAUUACUUUCAAAACGGUUACCUAUGCAAAUCAAAUGAAACUUCGAUUAAUUAUAUUUAUAUCCGGACUAAUGCCAGUGCUCAGCAAUCUCUGGAAACUUGUAAGCCACAAUGUCAGAAGUUCAAUAAUGAUAACUUAUGUAUAGACAACACUUGUUGGAGCACUUGUAACGGGGAAUUAGUACCGGAAAAAACGCUUCCAGCUCCAUCGAAUUUGACUCUGAAAGGUGUCCGUGGCCUACAAUGGAAUGAUGUACCAGGUGCUGUCAUGUACUACGUCGGGUAUAGAACUAUGAGCAGCAAAAAGUUUACCAAUGACGAUUUUGUGAUUACGGAGAAGCAGAGCGUCGAUCUGAGCACUUUGACAAACAUCGAUCCAUGCUCCGAGCUCGAAGUUACAGUUGCUGCGUUUUCAGAAGAUGGCAUUGGGAACGAGAGUAAAGAAUUGAAGAUCUCCAGCCCAAAACCAACAGCUAAUCCAAAACUUGACUUGCUGGAAAUGGAAUACUUUAACACCACACUUGUCAGCGAUUUUUACACAGCCAACGCUACAGUUCAUGUAGAAUUCCGCUAUAAAACUGAUCCCUGGUUCCUUGGACAAGACGACCUGGAUGUGAUGCCUUUGUUCCACCUGAUAUCUUGUGUUGACCCUGAUUUAAGUCAAGGAAUCCCAGUUCCAGAUUUUAUGGUCCAUGUGGAAAACAGUACUAUUUCAACAUCAAUUGGGUCCGAUAUGAUGGAGAGAAAGUGUCGUUAUGUUUAUUAUCUUCAGAGUGUGACCAGUAAAAAGUGCAACACAAUGACAGAAAUGCCAUCUCCGCCAUCUUCUGCAUUACAAACAAUUCAAGUUGACUGCGACAUUGUGAAAAACGCUCCAUGCUUCAAAGUUCCCAGCUACCCGUCGCCGAUUUGUGGAAUGGUGGACAAUGUUGCGUUUUCUGUUGUUGCUAGAGAUCGUGAAAAUCUGAACGACCCAGCUUCGAAUUUAACUGUAAAUGUUACAUUCAAACCAGUCACUAGAACUAAUGAACUACCAACUCUUUAUUAUAUCGGAAUCUAUGGAGCAGCUAUGGAAUUCAAUACCAAAGAGGAAGAAGCUUUUUUGGGUGUUAACAUAACGAACGUUCUUGGAACAGAGACUAGUUGCAAGAGCUUUGAUAGAUCAGGAUCUUGUCUGGCUGAAAAUGUGAACCGAUCAAUUGUAUUGCAAGGAAUCCAUCCUAAAACAUUGUAUGGUAUCACUAUUUGUGCAGUGAAAGAUCUUCGAAAUCUAACUCUUCCUGAUUUGACAAUAGAUUCGAAGUCAGUAAGACCAAGAGCAGCAAAGAUAAUGCUAGUUGAACAUUCUCACUAUUCUUUCUCACUUGUUCCUUAUCAAUUACUAAUUCAACCGGAUGGGUUUUCACACACUAACACAAAUAAGGACAGUGUAAUCUCACGAUCACAAAGACAUCUUGAUUAUGAUUUUAAUAACACCACAGAAUUUGUUGAAAGGAACGAAACUGGGAGUGAAUCAUUUGGAACAAAUGGAACGAAUGGAACAGAUAUUGAAGAAUAUCAAUUGGACAAUUCUACAAUUCUUUUCACUAAUUUUACUACUGAACUAACACCUGAUGAUUUUGAAAACUUCACAACAACCACACCAGCUACGACUACAUCUACUCGUCUCCCACCUUCACCCAAUCAAACAGGAAUGAUUAUCGGAAUCGUGCUGGGAUCUCUCGCUAUUAUUGGAUUGGCUAUCCCUGGAAUUUGGUAUUAUUUCCGAUGGAAGUCUGACAAGAAGCUCAAGUUCAAAAUGGGACAAAUGGGAAAGAGCAACUAUCAUGGAAACCCGUACACGGAUUUCCCAAUUUUCGCUGCCAAUAAAAACGACAUUUGGGAAAUCGAGCGCAGAAACUUGAUAAUUCACAAUGAUAAAAAACUAGGCUCCGGAGCGUUUGGAGCUGUUUAUCUCGGUGGGAAAACUAAUUGGAAGUCAUUAGCUCACAAAGAUGCCAACUCUCCACUCGGUAUUAAUUUAAUGAGAGCUGAGAACUGUCAAGUGGCUGUGAAAAUGCUACCCGAGUAUGCAGACGAAAUGUCAAAACAUGAAUUUUUGAGAGAAAUUGCAUUGAUGAAAACACUAGGAUACCAUGAAAGGCUAGUGAAUAUGUUGGCAUGUGUAACAGAAUCCGAGCCUCUGUGUCUCGUUGUCGAGUAUUGUGACAACGGAGAUUUACUUCAAUUCCUUCGUGAGAGAUGUAAAUACAUGAUGAAAUUGGAUGAUCUUGGAAUCAACUACCACGAUCCUCCCGAAAAUGACAAUUAUGACACGAAUAUGAUUGUGACAUUGAAACAAUUACUCCAGUUCGCAGUUCAAAUCAGUUACGGAUUGGAAUAUUUGUCACAAAAAGGUUUCGUUCAUCGUGACGUCGCCGCCAGAAAUGUAUUGGUUCAUGAGGGAACUGCGUGUAAAAUUGGAGAUUUUGGAUUGUGUCGCUACAUUUAUGCAGAUCAGUCACAAUAUAAGAGCAAGGGAGGUAAACUUCCAUUGAAAUGGAUGUCUCCGGAAGCAAUUCGGCAUUACGAAUUCUCAAUAAAAAGUGAUGUUUGGUCAUUUGGAAUCCUUCUUUUUGAAGUUAUCACUUUGGGUGGCUCACCAUAUCCAGGAAUGCCUCCAGAAGACGUUCUUCCUCAUUUGGAAAGUGGUGGAAGAAUAGAGAAACCGGAUAAUUGUCCGGAGAAUUUCUACGAUGUGAUGAUACAAUGCUGGAGUGCAGAUCCAGAAGAGAGAAUCGAGUUUUCCGACAUCCGAAUGCAGUUAGCAACACAAUUAGAAGAUAUUACAGAGGAUUACAGUUAUCUAAAAUUAGAUGCUGCCAAAGACUAUUACAAUGUACAAUAUGGUGAUGAAAAAGUGAAACCAGAAGUCGUGAUCAUUCCAGACGAAAUAAUCAAACCAUCCAAAAUCAUAAUGGACGAAUUGUCAGUGAAAAACCUAGAAAUCGAGCAUUAA
Molecule: messenger RNA, 3249 nt
Organism: Caenorhabditis briggsae
Lineage: Eukaryota; Metazoa; Nematoda; Chromadorea; Rhabditida; Rhabditidae
Exons: 22
Coding region: 1-3249 (1082 amino acids)
Biological process (GO): cell surface receptor protein tyrosine kinase signaling pathway; protein phosphorylation; multicellular organism development
Cellular component (GO): signaling receptor complex
Molecular function (GO): transmembrane receptor protein tyrosine kinase activity; ATP binding
Source: RefSeq, a predicted model, not a curated record